ACGCCCACCCGCACGCACCCAGCCACGCUCCCGGCAAUCCCCAACGACGCGAGCGCAUACGACUCCCUCCCUCCUUUUAAACCGCGCCACACGCCGACCAACCGGAACCGGAACCUGAACCCGCCGACGACUUCUUCCUCCCCUCCCCUCCCCGCCCCUCCUCCCACCGAUCUCUCCUCCUCUCUCAUGGCGACGUCAACUUCGCGCGACCGCGGCGGCUACCCGCCGGACUCGACGCGGCUGCGCAUCGGCGACGACAUCGCCUGGGCGGACGUCGGCGGCGUCUACGACCGCGACGACUCCCUCAAGGAGAACACCAACCCCAAGUGCCUGCUCAAGGCCCACAACCCGAGCGCGCCCGGCCAGCACCACCACCACCACCACAACGGCGCCGCGUCGCAGCGCUUCUCCGGGAACCUGAAGCCCACGGCGGCGCCCAUCAUCGGCCUCUCCGGGAAGCUCGGCCAGGGCGGCGCGCGGCGGACCCACCAGCAGCACCCGCCCGCCAUGUUCCCCAAGAAGGCCAAGACCGGCGGCGGCGGCCGCAACCCGAGGCCCGCCGUCCCGGAGGACGAGCCCAGCUCCCCCAAGGUCUCGUGCAUCGGGAAGGUGCUCUCCGAGCGCGAGAGGGCGCGGCGCAGGCCUCGCCCGCCCCCCUCGGAGCGCCCUCCUUCCGGCUGCUGCCCUGGACUCGGCUUCCUCAUGCGCCGCAGCCGCUCGCGGAAGAGCGCCGUGGAGAGCGUCGACUGGUCCCCGCCUCCCCCGCCACCGGCAGCGAGGCGGAGGGAGGCGAAGGCGGCCGAGACGGAGGAGGCCGCGCCGGCGCCGGCGCCCGGGCUGGGAGGGGUCAUGCGGUUCGCGUCGGGGAGGCGGGCGGCGGAUUGGGCGGCCCAGAUGGAGGUGGACGACUGCGUGGCGAAAUCCGGGCCGUUGUAGCGCGGGCAGGAGAUUUAAUUUUGCUCUCGGGUUGGGUUUGGUUUGUGUCCGCUUCUGCUGCUUGUUGUUGCCGUGCUCUAGGCUUAGUAAACUUGUUUGUGUUUGUGUGUAUAUACUGAUAGUAUUAAUUAGGACAACACAUUUGUGGGAUCAUGAUAUGGAUUUGAAAAUCAGACAAAAUUUUGCUAGUUUCCUCAUCUGCUUUUGGCUCGUUUCUGAAUUGUUACAAUUUCACAUGUUCUUGACAAUGCAGUCCUGACAUCCUGUGGAAA
Molecule: messenger RNA, 1208 nt
Organism: Triticum urartu
Lineage: Eukaryota; Viridiplantae; Streptophyta; Magnoliopsida; Poales; Poaceae
Source: RefSeq, a predicted model, not a curated record